Messenger RNA from Culicoides brevitarsis, 2568 nucleotides. Its product is annotated as proton-associated sugar transporter A-like. Gene Ontology annotation, molecular function: sucrose:proton symporter activity. Gene Ontology annotation, cellular component: membrane. The transcript has 6 exons. The record is from RefSeq and is a predicted model, not a curated record. Lineage: Eukaryota; Metazoa; Arthropoda; Insecta; Diptera; Ceratopogonidae. Bases 516 to 2486 code for a protein of 656 amino acids.
AAAUUUACAAUUUUAACUGAAUUCAAACAAUUUUUAAUCUAAUUUAAAAGUUUCUCUAUAAAAGUUUUUUUUUUUGGCUUAGAACAAAAAAAAAUUAAUCGAAAGUGACAGUGUCUAGUUUUAAGUGAAAAAAAAGUAAAAUUUUCCUAAAAAUAAAAUAAAAUAUUUUUUUUGGGAAACCUUCAUACGAAAUUUCCGCUUUCGUUAGCUGAAUGGACAUUAAUUGGAUUAUUUCUUCACGUACGAGCUCUUUGGCCAUGAUCGAGUGCAUUUAUCAAUGUUACUCAAUGUAAAGAACGGAAAUUAUAAAAAAAAUGUGGUUUGAGAACCGGUGCAGUAUCAAUUUACAAAAAAUUCAAGUAAAAAUAGAAAUAAUUUCGAAAAUGCAUCAGAUUCUUCUUAUCUAAACAUUUCUCACGUAAAAACAAGACAAAAUUAAUCUUUGUGUCAAUCUUCAGCUCAAAACAAAAGUCUUAAGAAAAGUAAAUAUUUGUGCAAUAAAAAAAUAAAAAAAAAUGGUUGACAAGUUGCACGAGUAUCAGGGCAUCUCGGGACGACUCCAUGAGUUGCGAGAUAACGUAAAAAAUCAGUAUUCGACGUGGCGCGAAGAGAAUCCGCAGCAAAAUUUGGUCCAACUGUUCGUGAGUAAAGUUAGGCCCAGCCCUGGCGGCGGAUUAAAUCCAGAUGAUCCCGAAAAGGCCAUCGGAUUAGCAGCAACCAGUGAAAAUGAUUAUUCGCAUAUUUAUAGGAGUAAAACUCGUGCUGAGCUGGUUCGCGUUUCUUCUGCCGUGAUGGGCAUCGAAUUUUCCUACGCUGCCGAGACGGCUUUUGUGUCGCCAACUUUACUAAAAAUCGGUGUAGCGCAUCAAAAAAUGACUCUAGUUUGGGGAUUGUCGCCGCUAGUUGGUUUCUUUUUGACUCCCAUUUUGGGUUCACUGAGCGAUCGAUGUCGCUCGAACUUUGGAAGACGUCGUCCGUUUAUUUUGCUUUUGUCCGUGGGAGUUUUUCUUGGAUUGCUUCUUGUUCCAAACGGAGUUGAAAUUGGAUAUUGGUUCGGAGAUCCUCGUCCUGUGACGUCAGAAUUUGAUUAUUCCGCGAUAAAUGGAGGGAACGCAACAACGAUGGAUCCAAUUCCAGCAGCUCCGAAGAACGAACAUCCUUGGGGAAUUUUCUUCACGAUUCUCGGAACAGUUUUGCUCGAUUUUGACGCCGAUGCUUGUCAAAGUCCUUCGAGGGCGUAUUUGCUUGACGUUACACUGCCAGAAAAUCAUGCGAGAGGCUUGACGACUUUUACAAUCAUGGCUGGGCUCGGAGGCUUUAUGGGAUAUUCGCUCGGCGGGAUCAACUGGGAUGACACGUUCAUUGGAGUUUGGUUUGGAGGUCAUGUUCGAGCAGUUUUUUCCUUGAUUACGAUAAUUUUCGUAAUUUGUAUUUACUUGACGAUCACGAGUUUCGCUGAAAUUCCGUUGUGGAUGAUUGAAGGCAGCAUGAAUAAACUUACCGAAGACGAAAUUUACGGCGAAGAAGAAGCUCCGGUUAAGACAGACAUCCAUAGAUCAGCGUCAGAUGCCAAUCUUGAACUAAAUCGAGAGGCAACCGCUUCCUAUGGAGCAACGGGAAACAGUCUUGGAGUGCCCGAAAAUCCUUUUCAGUCACAACGGCGUAACACAAUGCCAUCAAACCCAUUCAAAAGUGACGAAUAUGCAGCUUUGCCAGGAGCGAAUGUCAAUGAAACGUCUUUUACGGAGAAUGCAAGUCAUUUAGGUCAAAAGGAGCCAUCGGUAGAAGCAAGUUCAGCUACUUUGAAGCAUUAUUUGUUGUCAAUAGUGUUCAUGCCAUUUUCAUUAAGAAUCGUUUGUUUGACGAACUUGUUUUGCUGGAUGGCUCACGUUAGUUAUUCGCUGUAUUUUACGGAUUUUGUGGGAGAAGCUGUGUUCGGAGGGGAUCCUAAGGCCCCUCCCGGAAGCGUUUCUUACGAGCUCUACCAAGAAGGCGUUCGUUUCGGUUGCUGGGGCAUGGCAAUGUAUUCCCUUUCAUGUUCCUGCUACAGUCUCAUCAUCGAAAAACUCAUAAAACGCUUUAAAGCGAAGCCCGUUUACAUCGGCGGCCUAGUUUUCUACAGCACAGGCAUGACAUUAAUGGCACUGACUAAACAUCCCGUUGGCGUAAUUUUGUUUAGUUGGACUGCUGGCGUCAUGUAUUCCACACUUUUCACGAUGCCGUAUUUGCUUGUUGCUGCUUAUCACGAUAAAGGAGUCUUUUCUGUGACAAAUGAAGGCGUCGCGGAAAGUACUCAAGUUCGAGGCUUGGGAACGGAUGUCGCCAUUGUCAGUAGCAUGGUCUUUUUAGCCCAAUUCAUACUGUCGAUGGGCAUGGGAACUGUCGUCUCUGUCACAGGCACCACGACAGCCGUUGUAAGUGUCGCGAGUUUUCUCGCAUUUUGUGGAGCGAUAUCUGCUUCACAAAUAAUGUACUUGGAUCUCUAAUUUUCUUCAAAAAAAGAAGAAAAAAAAUUAAAAAAAAAAUCAUUUAAAGCCAAAAAAAUUCAAUAUUGAACGAAUAAAUGUU